AUGAAAUUCGCAACUACGGUAGAACUCAAGCUUAGCAAUGGGAAGUACAUCCCAGCAUUAGGAUUAGGAACAAUCCCAUCAGGCGAUGCCAGUGAUGUCAAAGAUCAAGUUAUAACCGCUAUCAAGGCUGGAUACCGUCACAUUGACACUGCCUGGUUCUAUGGAUCGGAAAAGUACAUUGGUGAAGCCUUGAAGGAAGUAUUCCAACAAGGUAUCAUUAAGCGUGAAGACUUAUUCAUCACCACCAAGGUUUGGCCUUCGUUCUGGCACAGUCCUGAGAAAUCCUUAGAUAUUUCCUUGAAGGAUUUAGGAUUGGACUAUGUCGACUUGUUCUUACAACAUUGGCCAGUUGCUUUACACGGGGAUCAAAAUGGCCAACCUGCCGUCCCAAAGAAUGAAGAUGGCAGUUUAAAAUACGAUGAUGAUCCAGUUCAUGGAACCAAAUUUAUCGAUACCUACCAUAAGUUAGAAGAUAUUCUUGAAAACACUACCAAGACCAAGUCAAUUGGUAUUUCAAAUUACUCAAUUCCUAAACUUAAGCAAUUGUUACCAAAGAUUAAAAAACAUCGACCAGUUGUGAACCAAAUUGAACUUCAUCCACAAUUACCUCAAAGGGACUUGGUUGACUAUUGUGAAAGCAGAGGAAUUGUGAUUGUCGCUUACUCCCCAGUGGGUGGACCCGGUGCUCCAGUCUUGGAAGUUCCAUUGAUUAAGGAAUUAGCAACAAAAUAUGAUGUUUCCCCAAAUGAAAUUGCUGAAGCUUAUCAUAUUUUAAACGGCAGAGUUGCUCUUUCUAGAUCUUCUAAUCUUUCAAGAAUUAAGACAAUCACAAGAUUGCCAAGGAUUACUGAAGAUGAAUUGGAACAACUUUACCAAGUUGGUGUUAAGGAUCCAAAGAGAUACACUUGUGAUCCUUGGGGCUAUGGAUUGGGAUUCAAGUAUUGGAAAGGAGAUACCUUGAGCACUGAGUUUGAUUAG
This is a messenger RNA of Spathaspora passalidarum NRRL Y-27907, 978 nucleotides long. RefSeq lists its product as uncharacterized. The record is from RefSeq and is a predicted model, not a curated record. The coding region runs from base 1 to 978 and encodes 325 amino acids. Gene Ontology annotation, cellular component: cytosol. The transcript has a single exon. NCBI's taxonomy places the organism in Eukaryota, Fungi, Ascomycota, Pichiomycetes, Serinales, Debaryomycetaceae. Gene Ontology annotation, molecular function: aldose reductase (NADPH) activity.